AUGUCCGCAUCGCGCCCAGCCGCGCGGUCUACGAGCACGAGAAGCGAGAAGGAGGAGAAGGGGGGGGUCUACAUCUACGACUACCCUGGCCGUGGAGAGGACAACUCCGAGAACUCCGACAAUUCCGACAACAUUGCGACGACCCUGGCCAUGGAGAGGACACCCAGAUGGCUGCGAGCUGGGCGGCCAGCCAGCCACCCUGUGUUGCGGACGCAGAGAUCCCAACCGCAGAAGCCCAGAACUGGAGCCUGCGCCAGCGCCCGUACGCGGCUUCCUCCGAAGCGCAAGGCGCCUUGGAGAGCAAGCGCAGCCAAGCAGCGUAGCACCCUGACAAUCUUCGUGCGCUACUAUGCACGUGCGGCGAACGAACAACCGGAUCCUCGCUCUUUCAUCCCCCCUUGUCACCCGCCGCCAUCCUUGCCCUUCGCCUGA
Molecule: messenger RNA, 432 nt
Organism: Prorocentrum cordatum
Lineage: Eukaryota; Dinophyceae; Prorocentrales; Prorocentraceae
Source: the annotation of a GenBank genome assembly